AUCAGAGCGCAGCGCACAGUGACAGAUCCAGUACAUAGACUGGAGCAAGUUGACAAGAGGACGUUUUCCGUCAUGAGUCGAGAUAAGGUGGCAUAUGCUUUGGCAUUGACAUGAGACAUAUGGUGCUUUUGGUCGAACAUUAACUUUAAAAAGUUCUUUUCUAACCUCGUUCCGGAAACUUUCUUUAAAUUCAGCUAAACAUAUUAUACUAAACGCGCACGCAUAUGGUUUGCUGCUAAGUUAGUUGCGAUUCUCAUUAGGACAUAGCUUUAGUUGAACCAAGCCAGGAUGUACUAUGAAGACAACGCAAAUUCUCUCAAGCCACAUUAUGGAUCCAUCCAGGAUGACGAGAGGCUCUCGGCCGAGGAGAUGGACGAGAGGCGCCGGCAGAACAUCGCCUACGAGUACCUGUGUCACCUGGAGGAGGCCAAGCGGUGGAUGGAGGCGUGUCUGGAGGAGGACCUGCCCCCCACCACAGAGCUGGAGGAGGGGCUGAGGAACGGGGUCUACCUGGGCAAACUGGCCAAGUUCUUCGCCCCCAAGACGGUCUCCGAGAAGAGGAUCUACGACCGAGACCAGGCCCGCUACAAGCGCACAGGCCUCCACUUCAGACACACCGACAACACAGUGCAGUGGCUCAGAGCUAUGGAGUCAGUAGGCCUGCCCAAGAUAUUUUAUCCCGAAACGACUGACGUGUAUGAUCGCAAAAACAUGCCCAAGGUGGUAUACUGCAUACACGCGCUCAGCUUAUAUCUGUACAAGCUGGGCAUCGCGCCACAGAUCCAGGAUCUGCUGGGUAAAGUGGCCUUCACAGAGGAGGAGAUCAACAACAUGAGGAAGGAGCUGGAGAAGUACGGCAUCCAGAUGCCCACCUUCAGUAAGAUCGGGGGCAUCCUGGCCAACGAGCUCUCUGUGGACGAGGCUGCCCUGCACGCCGCCGUGUUUGCCAUCAACGAGGCGGUGGAGCGCGGCGAGGCCGAGGGGACCAUGGGGGCCCUGAGGAACCCCAACGCCCUGCUGAGGAACACCAUGGACAGCCUGGCCCAGGACUACCAGGACACCCUCAGCCAGGCCAAGGCCAGAAAGGAGGACCAGGCCUCGGGCAGGCGCUCGUCCGUGGCGUCGGAGGAGAGGGAUGUGUACGAGGAGCUGCUGACCCAGCAGGAGAUCCAGGCCAGCGUGGACUUCGUCAACAGCCAGGCAGCGGUGAGGCAGGUGAACGAGGCGGUCUCUGCCGGGGACGAGGCGUCGCUCCUGGCCGCUCUCCGUCUGCCGGCCCUGGCGCUGCUGGGGGUGCAGGAGGCCCAUGCCCGCUGGUACCUGGAGCACCUCUCCUCCCACCGCCAGCACAAGACCCAGGACUCUGGAGGAGCCGCGACGAUGGACAGGGAGGAGAUCCAGAGGCUGGUCAGCUCCUGUAACGACUACGCCGAGGCAGAGAGAAGAAAGCUGGCGGCCGUGGACGCCAUCAACGCGGCCAUUCGCCGCGGCAACGCGGAGGAGACGGCCGAGGAGCUGCUGAACCCCGAGGCGCGGCUGCCCGUCGUGUACCAGAGCGCUGCCAACCUGUACCAGGGCGAGCUCUUCAGCCUGCAGAUCCAGGGCACCAGGCAGGCGGGGCUGAGCCACGCGGAGCUGUGCGUCGCCGUGGAGAUGCUGUCGGCGGUGGCGGUGCUGAACGAGGUGUUGGACACCAAGGACCCCCAGGCUGUCACCGAGCAGCUGUGUGACUCCCCCUUGGGCUUCAGCAACAUGGACCAGGACAACCUGCACAGGUACGCUGACACCCUCAUCAGGCUCCGAGCCGAGGGGCUGGCCCAGGGACAGGAGUUCCUCACCUGGAACGACGUCCAGAAGAGCAUCGACAAGGUCAACCUCCAGGUGCACGAGGAGCACGAACGCAUCAUAGCCAUCGCGGAGAUCAACGAGGCGCUGAACUCGGGCGACCCUCUCCAGACCCUGGCCGCCCUGCUCCUCCCUACAGCCCAGCUGCAGGCCGUCAACCCCCCCACGGCCAGACACUACCACGACCUGCUGCUGAGCACCAAGCUGCAGCUCUGCAAGAGCUCUGGGGAUGAGUCUUCAGUCCUGUGGUUGGACCAGAUCCAAGAGGCCAUACACACAGCCAAUCAAAAUGAAGUGGACGCUCUCACCUUGGCCGGGGCGGUGGCGGACAUCAACAGAGAGGUGGCGCGGGGGGACUCCCAGAAUACCCUGCAGGCUCUGCAGGCGCCGGGCGCGGGUCUCCGAGGGGUGCUGUCAGAAUGUGCCGACGCCUACCAGGGCCAACUGGCCCAGAAACAAAACUUCAAUACUACCUCAGCUCCAGGAGGCAUUGAGAGCGCGUGGGUGAGACACGUGCUCAAGGACGGCCACGGCUACUUCUACAACCCGGAGAGCGGGCAGGGGACGUGGGACCAGCCGGAGGCCUUCCAGCUCAACAGCAGCCGGCUCAGCAGAGAGGACAUCCAGAGCGUGAUUGGCCGCGUGACAGCGGAGUACAACAGGGAACAGUUAUGGUUGGCCAACGAGGCCCUGGUGACCCAGCUACAGGCCCGGGUUAGAGGUUACCUGGCGAGGAGAGCCCACACACAGAGACUGGAGUAUCUACGAGAACAGGAACCCCAGGUGGUCAGGCUACAGGCUUCCUGGAAGGGCUAUAAACAGAGAAAGGUGUACCAAGACAGAAAACAAGUUCUGCAGGGCAACGUCAUGUCAGUGGUGAAGAUCCAGUCCCUGUUGAAGAUGUGGAGAGCCAAAAGGAAAUAUUCCCAGAGACUGCGGUACUUCAGAGAACACGAGAAGGACGUGGUGAAGAUCCAGGCCUUCCUCAAGGCUAACCAAGCCAGGCACGACUACAGGACGCUCACUGGCGCCCAGGACCCCCCACUCUCCGUGGUGCGCAAGUUCGUCCACCUGCUGGAGCAGAGCAAUCUGGACCUGCUGGAGGAGCAGGAAGUGAUCCGUCUGCGGGAGGAAGUGGUCACCAAGAUCCGCUCCAACCUGCAGAUGGAGAAAGACCUGAACAUGAUGGACAUCAAGAUCGGUCUGCUGGUGAAGAACAGAAUCACUCUGCAGGAUGUGGUGUCCCACAGUAAGAAAAUGAACUCUAAGAAGAAUAAGGAGGAGCUGGUUACAGGAGACAGGCAGGGCAUCAAGGGUUUGAGCAAGGGCAAGCGGAGGAAACUAGAGGCCUACCAGCACCUCUUCUACCUGCUGCAGACCCACCCCUUGUACCUGGCAAAGCUCAUCUUCCAGAUGCCCCAGAACAAGUCCACCAAGUUCAUGGACACGGUGAUCUUCACCCUGUACAACUACGCGUCCAACCAGAGGGAGGAGUACCUGCUGCUGAAGCUCUUCAAGACCGCCCUGGAGGAAGAGAUCAAGUCCAAGGUGGACCAGAUCCAGGACAUCGUGACGGGGAACCCCACGGUCAUCAAGAUGGUGGUGAGCUUCAACCGGGGCGCGCGGGGCCAGAACUCCCUCCGGCAGCUCCUGGCUCCCACGGUGAAGGAGAUCAUCGAGGACAAGGCCCUGGGCAUCAACACCAACCCUGUGGACGUGUACAAGACCUGGGUCAACCAGCUGGAGACGGCUACCGGGGAGGCCAGUAAGCUGCCCUACGAGGUGGCCCCCGAUCAGGCCAUGGCUCACCCGGAAGUACGCGCCAAGCUGGAGGCCUCCCACCAGACGCUGCGCUCGGCCACGGACAAAGUCCUCAACUCCAUCGUGUCGUCCCUGGACAACAUCCCUUAUGGCAUGAGAUACAUAGCUAAGGUCCUGAAGAACUGCCUCCACGAAAAGUUCCCAGACGCCUCGGAGGACGAGCUGCUGAAGAUCGUAGGGAACCUGCUGUACUACCGCUUCAUGAACCCGGCCAUCGUGGCGCCGGACGGCUUCGACAUCAUCGACCUGUCGGCGGGAGGCCAGCUCCACUCGGACCAGCGCAGGAACCUGGGCUCCGUGGCCAAGACGCUGCAGCACGCCGCCGCAAACAAGCUCUUCGGGGAGAACUCCCACAUGACCCCCAUGAACAACUACAUCUCCCAGACCUACGAGAAAUUCAGUGAACUGAUUAGUGCACUGGUGUUGGAGCACCUAGAGGCCAUCUCCCCGGACCACAACGAUCUUCUGCAUGAGCUGCUGCAGGACCUGGGAGACGCACCAGACGUAGAGGCUUUGCUCGGCGAGGGGGCGGUGGACCCCAACGACCCCAACAAGGAGAGCACCCUGAGCCAGCUGGCCAAGACGGAGAUCUCCCUGACCCUCACCAGCAAGUUUGAGCUGCUGGAGGGAGACGACAAGGACAUGAAGGGACUGAUGACCAAGACCAAGAAGCUGAUAGUGGACGUGGUGAGGAUGCAGCCAGGAGAAACCCUACCAGAGACCCUGGAGACCCCCGCCACACCCCUUCAGGAAGCGGAGCACGCCCAGGUGGUGGAGCGGCGCGCGGCGCAGGACGCCCAGGCGCCCGAGGGCCUGAAAAGCAGCGUGGCGGGGCAGGAGGACCGCCAGCUACCCCUGGAGCAGAAGAAGCGGAAGGUGCUGAGGAACCUGCGCUCCCUGGAGCAGGCCGGCCUGGCCAGCGGCGCCAACGGCUACCAGGACCUCAUCAACGACAUCGCCAAGGACAUCCGGUAUCAGAGACGCUACAGACAGAGGAGGAAGGCGGAGCUCGUCAAGCUCCAGCAGACACUGAGCGCGCUCAACUCCAAGACGGCCUUCUACCAGGACCAGACCAACUACUACGACACCUACAUCAGAACCUGCCUAGACAACCUCAACAGGAAGAACGCGCGCAGGUCCAUCAAGCUGGACAGGAAGGGCGAGGAGAAGGGCAGCAAGAAGUGGAAGCAGCAGUCUCUCAAGUACACGGCGGCCAGGCUGCACGAGAAGGGCGUCAUCCUUGAGAUAGAGGGACUGCAGACCAACCAGUUCAAGAAUGUCAUGUUUGACAUCUCGCCCAGCGAGGAGGUGGGAGACUUUGAGGUGAAGGCCAAGUUCAUGGGAGUCGAGAUGGAGAAGGUCCAGCUGCAUUUCCAGGACCUCCUGCAGCUGCAGUACGAGGGGGUGUCCGUCAUGAAGAUGUUCGACAAGGCCAAAGUCAACGUCAACCUGCUCAUCUUCCUCCUCAACAAGAAGUUCUAUGGAAAGUGAGGGAUCAACUGGGGACACAAAACAAACGAGAAAGGGAGAACGUCUGUGUGAAAGGAUCGCGCCUUUCGACAACCGUUUGUUCUAUGUUAUUUUGUUAUGGUGUGGGACGUAAUGCAGCCUAAAUGUGGUCUAUCAGUUUGCUCAUUGAUCAUCAGUGGUGAAAUCAAACAGACAUAAUAUUCGUUUGUUGCUGAUGGUGACAAGUCAAUGGUCACCACUUAAUAAAGGAAAUCCAGUCCACAAUGAAAUGUUAGUUCCCUGUAUUGUCAAAUUGUAUCGCUUCCUUUUGUUUGUUUGUUUGUUUGUUCAGGACCACUGAGUGAUUGUAUAUGGAAUAUAUUUUUUAAGAUAUUAUAAUGAAACUUUUAUAUGUAGACGUUAUAAUGAUAUUGUGCAUUUACACCAUUGUCACGUUUAAAAAAAGAAAAGUGUUCAAGGACUUGGACGACUGUACAAUGCACUACUGUCAAAACGUAUUUACAGUGGAAACUUCAUGAAGUGUCAUUCUAGCCAGCAGUUCUGGACCUGCUGUAGGUCACCUGUGCCUUUUGAAUUCACACACAUUAGAAACAUUUUCAUGAUGAUUAGUGAACAUGUAUUCUUUGUAGACUCAACUUUUAAAUGUAUUGUGAAGUAUAAAUUAAAAACGAUUUCAGCA
Messenger RNA from Osmerus eperlanus (European smelt), 5815 nucleotides. It is a transcript of the gene iqgap2, whose product is annotated as IQ motif containing GTPase activating protein 2. Gene Ontology annotation, cellular component: cell cortex. Lineage: Eukaryota; Metazoa; Chordata; Actinopteri; Osmeriformes; Osmeridae. The record is from RefSeq and is a predicted model, not a curated record. Gene Ontology annotation, molecular function: GTPase activator activity; calmodulin binding; actin filament binding. Gene Ontology annotation, biological process: regulation of GTPase activity; mitotic actomyosin contractile ring assembly actin filament organization.